Messenger RNA from Coccomyxa subellipsoidea C-169, 885 nucleotides. RefSeq lists its product as hypothetical. Gene Ontology annotation, cellular component: membrane. The transcript is spliced from 6 exons. The record is from RefSeq and is a predicted model, not a curated record. The annotation marks the transcript as partial. NCBI's taxonomy places the organism in Eukaryota, Viridiplantae, Chlorophyta, Trebouxiophyceae, Coccomyxaceae.
AGGAGCUUCUGGGACUCUGGGACUGCCACAAUGGUUGUGGCGGCCCUCAUCAUGUCGACUGGAGCUCUAUCCGUUGCCAUGACAGGUGGCCGGGUGCCAGUAUUUGAGAUUGUGAUGAUCCGGAGCGCAGUCAGCCUGAUGCUGACUGUGUCGGUGGUGAGGGCGGAGAAGUGGACGUCCUAUCUUGGCACCAAGCGCCUGUGGCCGAUUCUGGCCAUGCGAGGCUUUGUUGGUGCUACCAGCAUGACGCUGUACUAUGAGGCCAUUCAAAGGAUGCCACUGGCCGAUGCGAUCACAAUCAUGUACAGCAAUCCUGUGCUGGUGGCGCUGUUGGCCUGGGCGCUGCGUGGGGAGGUGCUCAGUGCGCGCGGCUGCGUGGGGAUUGCCGUGACACUCAUGGGUGUCAUUGUUGUUGCUCAGCCGCCCUUCCUCUUCGGAGGCCAUGAGUGGUCACAGACGCGCAUGGCCGCCCUGCUCAGACAUGGCAAAAAUGGCAUGCAAUUGAGCAUUGUGCCUACUGCAUGGUUUCCUGCAUUUGUCGCGUGGUGUUGGAACGGUCUAUCUGACUGGGGAUAUGGGUUUGCUACAGGCUUUGUGAUGGGCGUGCUGGCAGCAGCCACUGCAGCAGUGGCAUUCUUUGUCAUCACCUGCAUACCAAAGACCGAGCCUGCCCUUGUCGUCUCCCUCUGGUUCCAUGGCGCGGCCAUUGUGAUGUCCAUCGUCCCUCUCAUUGUGGGCUACCCGGACAAAGUUGUGGUCCCUGGUUCCUUUGACUGUGGCAUGCUUUGCAUCAUCAUCUUGUCAUCAUUCUUUGGGCAGAUGCUCCUGAACCACAGCUUCCAGAUCCAGAAUGCUGCCAAAGGCUCCUCCAUCAACUGCACCCAG